UUUUUACUUUCAUUCCUUUUCAUUCAGUUUUCCGCAAAAAAGAUGUCUGCACAAGAAAUUCAAGUUGAACCUGUUGUCGCUGACGUUAAGUCUAGCACUGCCUCCUCCGUCAAGUCUUUCCUUUCAGGUGGUUUCGGUGGUAUGGCUUCGGUUUUAGUCGGUCAACCUUUUGAUCUUGUCAAGGUUCGUCUUCAGACUAGUGAAGGUGUCUACAAGAACACUGCCGAUUGUUUCAAGCAAAUUGUAAAGAAAGAUGGCCUUACUGGUUUGUAUCGUGGUAUGGCUACACCUUUAGCCAGUAUUACACCUAUUUUCGCCGUCAGUUUCUGGUCUUAUGAUCUUGGUAAGAAGCUUGUGUAUGGAUUAAGAACCGAUAAGACCAACACCAGUAAGCAACUCACCUUGGCCGAAAUUACGAUUGCUGGUGCAUUCUCUGCUGUUCCCACCACAUUAUUCAUGGCACCUUCUGAACGUGUCAAGGUCUUGAUGCAAAUCCAAGGUCAAGGUGGAGAGCAAAAGUAUAAGGGUCCCUUGGAUGUUGUUCGUCAGUUGUACAAGGAAGGUGGUGUUCGUUCCAUCUGGAGAGGUACUGGUGCUACUUUAUUACGUGAUUCUCCCGGUUCUGCUGCAUACUUUGUUGCUUAUGAAUUGAUCAAGAAGCAACUUACUCCCGCUGGUACUCGCCCUGAAGAUUUAAGUUUCGGUGCCGUCUUAUUUGCUGGUGGUAUGGCUGGUGUUGCCAUGUGGACUAUCGCUAUUCCUCCUGAUGUUCUUAAAUCUCGUUUGCAAUCCGCACCCGCUGGUACUUAUAGCGGUUUGGGUGAUUGUCUCAAGAAGACUCUCAAGGCUGAUGGUCCUGCCGCUCUUUUCAAGGGUCUCGGUCCCGCCAUGUUGAGAGCUUUCCCUGCUAACGCUGCUACUUUCUUGGGUGUUGAAUAUUCCAUGAGAGCCAUGAACUUGGUCUUUUAAUUUUUUUUUUCUUUUUUAAAAAUAAAAAAACACUUGUAUAUAUACG
Mucor mucedo is the source of this 1015-nucleotide messenger RNA. Its product is annotated as mitochondrial carrier domain-containing protein. Gene Ontology annotation, molecular function: O-acyl-L-carnitine transmembrane transporter activity. Gene Ontology annotation, cellular component: mitochondrial envelope. Bases 43 to 969 code for a protein of 308 amino acids. The transcript is spliced from 4 exons. Gene Ontology annotation, biological process: carnitine transmembrane transport; mitochondrial transport. The record is from RefSeq and is a predicted model, not a curated record. Lineage: Eukaryota; Fungi; Mucoromycota; Mucoromycetes; Mucorales; Mucoraceae.